Molecule: messenger RNA, 1675 nt
Organism: Fopius arisanus
Lineage: Eukaryota; Metazoa; Arthropoda; Insecta; Hymenoptera; Braconidae
Product: F-box only protein 39
Exons: 6
Coding region: 78-1367 (429 amino acids)
Biological process (GO): positive regulation of protein ubiquitination
Molecular function (GO): protein binding
Source: RefSeq, a predicted model, not a curated record
CUUAUCUCUUUGUGUCAUCCGUACUUUACGAUUGAUUGAGGGAAUGGGAGGAUGAGGAGUAAAACGAGUGAAAGGAGAUGUGGAAUCAGCUGCCGGAGCUGAUACUGAUAAGAAUUUUUCGUAAUCUGAACUGUGAGGAUCGAUUCAAUGCCAGUGGAGUUUGUCAGGUGUGGAGGAGAGGUGUGGCAGCUCCAACCCUUUGGAGAUCAGUUACAAUACUGAUUGACAGAGAUCUGGCGAGUGGAUUUCGACUAGCUACUGUACUGACUCGAAAAUAUGGGGAGCACAUGAGGAGUCUGGAACUCGCGUGGUCCAGGCCCUAUGUUCUAUCGAAAGAAACUCGAAAUUCCGCCAAUGUAAAGGCGCAAGAGGGUGUGGAUUUCCUGACAGCAUUGAAAUCAAAGGAUGUUCAAUUGACAGAAUUUAUCCUAACGAACUGGUACUUCGGGACUAACUGGAAUUAUCGAGGGAGAAUUUUGUACGCCCUGAGUCAUUUUUUGGGAAGUCAGAGUACUUUAGAAACUCUGAGUCUCGGUAAUUCAAAUUUGGGUGUAACCGAUGUAUCGAAACUCCUGAGAGCAAUUACCCAGUCCUCAGGAGAGGGACUCAAGUCCCUGGACCUUCGAGGGGCCUUCAGGGACUGGCAGAUCCCCCACAACAGCUCAAAAUAUCUCAGGCACCUCAGUCGUCUCCAUGCCCUCAGCAAUCUCCAACUCGAUUAUCCAUCGAUCUCCAGCCAAUGUCUCCUCACUCUGGCGAACACUACCACAUCCCUCAGGACACUUCACAUUUCAAUCAGAAAUACAGACCAACGACAGCACACGAUCGAGAAUUCAGCCUGGCAGGCUCUAGUCUCUGCGUGUCCCCAAUUAGCUGUCUCUUACAAUAUAGUCAAUAUUUCACACUUCGAGGACAUGUCUUAUCUUCUCCAACCAAGUGUACCGAUGGCCAGAUUUCAGAUGUACUGUGGACAUGUGUGGGACCAGAGUAGAUCGAGGAACUUCAGAAGUACUGUUGGACUCCUCGUCACGUAUUACUCGAGUACUUUAGUCGAAGUUAUCCUUCAACUCCGUAAUAACCGCGAGGAACUGGACGAUUUAUUAGUAUCAAUGUUACAACGAUGCAAGUUCCUGACGACUUUGCGUUAUGAUGGAAUAAUCAGGAAUCUGGAAACCCUCGGCGAAAUACUGAAACUCCAGAGGGAAAGGAUAACUCGAUUCAAAACUAUUCAUAUUCGUCCGAGACGCGUUAGUCUCGAUAAUCGAGAAAUAUUGAGCGAUAUUUGUUACAAAUUCAAUCGGGGAUUGAGGGAGCAGGGGGUAAAUUUCAAAGUCCAACAUCCUGGAAACUCGAUAUUUUAUUAUUGACAGAAUCAUCAAACAUUCACAAUAAAUCUCCAAUAUUCAUUAGCGCCAUCAGAUCAUUACAUAACAGCUCGGGUGGUUGUUAUCCCUGGAAAUAAUUAAUUCGUUGCGUAACACACGUAAUUAAUCCCGAAUAAUGCACGAAGCCAUUAGUCUGGGGAAAAAUAUAGUUUAUAGUAACGCAACCACUGAAAUAUUUCCUGAAACACAGAAUUAAUUAUCCAUCUACACAGAUGCCACUUCAAAUUAUCGUCAAAUAGGUUCGAUAGAGUCGGUUUAAAUUAAUUAGAGGGUAUGGAAAUACCCCGACA